Messenger RNA from Pyricularia grisea, 1386 nucleotides. RefSeq lists its product as uncharacterized. Gene Ontology annotation, biological process: translation. NCBI's taxonomy places the organism in Eukaryota, Fungi, Ascomycota, Sordariomycetes, Magnaporthales, Pyriculariaceae. Gene Ontology annotation, cellular component: ribosome. The record is from RefSeq and is a predicted model, not a curated record. The annotation marks the transcript as partial. The transcript is spliced from 2 exons. Gene Ontology annotation, molecular function: structural constituent of ribosome.
UACAUUACCAAGUGCGAUCUUGUCGAAUUGCCUACCCUGCAUUGGCACGUGCGGACAUGCCGCGCCAAGCAAAGUGGACCAGGCCUGGUCCAAAAUUUGGGCAUUGAGCUGCAACCUCAUCGCGCUUUUCAGGAGGCUCCAUCCAGAUUUUGGGAGAGGUUUGUACAUUCAAGCCGCCCCAAUAACCACAUCACCAAAAUGCCUCCAAGAAUACCUUGCCCUUCGGGGUUGAGUACCUUCUCAUUAUGCAUACGACCUGCAGCAAGACCUUCACCAGCUCAGGCCCUGCAGCCUCUGAUUCAGACAGCAAACAUCUCCGCCAAGGAAAAGAAGAGGAAAGCCAGGCUCGACCCGUACUGGUUCGCGCAGUACCAGGCGAGGGUGGCGGCGAACCAGAAGCGCCAGGCCGAGCUCAAGAUCAAACGCGACUACGAUUGGGGCCACCCCGUCGACGGCAUCCUCAAGCCCUACACCGAGUCCUUCGACUCGGGCGGCACCGCAGCCCUCUCUCUCCCCGUGGCCGACGACAAGGGCAACGUCCUCGAGGAGCCUCACCCGCUGCCCACCUCGCCUCACAUUCUCAACUUCCAGGUCGGCAAAGAGGACCUGGAAGCCGUCGUCAACGAGUCCUACGAGCUCACCAAGCCGCUGCCGCCGCAGGACGGUGACCACGUCAAGUAUGAGCAGGCCCUCGCUAGCCAUGAGUCCUCGCACGCAAAGGCCUCGGAGGCGCUGAAGCGCAUCACGGCCGUGGAGAACGCCAGCUCCAAGGAGCGGAGGCACGUCAACAUCCGCCGUAUCAUCGAGGAGUUUGGCCGCCACAACACGGACAAGACGGUGCCUCAGAGGCCCGUGGCAGCCAACAGCCCCAGGAUCGAGCCGGUGCAGCGCGCAGGCCCCGACACGGGCUCUUCCGAGGUUCAGAUCGCCAUCCUGACGGCCAAGAUCCGCAAGCUGGCCCAGAUGUACGCCGGUCCCAAGGGUAACAAGGACAAGGCCAACAAGCGCAACCUCAGGCUGCUCCUCCACCGGAGGCAAAAGUUGCUUCGUUACAUGGAGAGGAAGGAGCGCAGGAGCGGAAGGUGGCUUCACAUGUGCGAGAAGCUUGGCAUCACGCCGGCCAUGUACCACGGUGAGAUCGAGGUUCGCUAGGGUUGCAGACGUGGGAAGUCCUCAGGAGAGAUGCUGGAGAAAGGCAUAUGUGAUAUAGAGUGUAAUUUUCUAUGUAAAAUACAUCCUCGGAAAGUUGAGGCUUGGUCGGAAAAUAAUUCGCCCCAUUUACGCCGUCCCAUGAUUUUUCUUGUUUGCAACGAGCCCGUCGGCGCGUUAGCCUAGCAAAGUUCCCGGUAUGAAGAAGCCAAAAAAAAAAAAAAGAUAGAACAACAA